ACAGGCAGUGUUAUGGCCGUUGAGAAAAGUGAGAAACAUCAAGGCACAAUCACCGGUAGUGGCAUUGCCCAAAUCUGCCUAUAAGAGGAGUCGAGUGGCCACAAUGGGCACAAUUUGUUCUCUCCAUCUCACAACUUGAACGUGAAGCAGUAUUUAUUUACCUUUCGCAGUGCGGCCGCAACUAGUUGAUACCCCGCGCCCACACCAACGCAGCGCCUGCACCUUGAACGUCACCAAUUUAUUACCCGGCGGCGGCGCCAGACAGACGCAGACUCGGAGUACAGCGGCGAUUGGAGCAAGCGCACAACUUUUCUCAUAUAGUAGUUCCAAAGAUUACACCUCGUUCCUUUCUCUCACCAUGCCAUCCGCAACCUCAGCCCUCACCAACGGCACCUCGCACAAAUCCACCGACACAAUGUCCACGUCCACGUCCACCGCGACCGAAAUCACCAAGCCCAACAUCGGCGUCUUCACCAACCCGAAACACGAUCUAUGGGUGGCCGAAGCGUCGCCCUCGCUGGACGAGGUGAAGCAAGGCAAGGAUCUGAAGGAAGGCGAAGUCUACGUCGGGGUCAAGUCGACGGGAAUCUGCGGCUCGGACGUACAUUUCUGGCACGCAGGAUGUAUCGGUCCAAUGAUCGUGACGGGCGACCAUAUCUUGGGCCACGAAUCCGCGGGAGUCGUGUUGUCGGUGCAUCCGUCGGUGACAAAUCUCAAACCUGGCGACCGGGUGGCCAUUGAGCCCAACAUCCCAUGCUUCAAGUGCGAACCAUGUCUGACCGGCCGGUACAACGGUUGCGAGAGCGUCGAGUUCCUGAGCACGCCGCCGGUGGACGGGCUGUUGCGCCGCUACGUGAAACAUCCCGCCAUGUGGUGCCACAAGAUCGGCGACAUGAGUUUCGAGAACGGAAGUCUUCUGGAGCCCUUGUCGGUCGCCUUGGCUGGCAUGGACCGCGCAGGAGUACGACUGGGCGAUCCGGUGCUGAUCUGCGGCGCGGGACCGAUUGGGUUGGUGACUUUGCUGUGCUGUCAAGCCGCCGGGGCGUGUCCGUUGCUCAUCACCGACAUCGACGCGGGCCGGUUGAAGUUUGCUCAGUCACUGGUCCCACGCGUCAAGAAGUUCCAGGUGCCUAUGGGCAAGUCGCCGGAAGAAUGUGCCGAGGGCAUCGUCGCCGCCAUGGGAGGCAUCCAACCCCCCGUGGCCAUGGAGUGCACGGGUGUCGAGUCCAGCGUGGCCAGCGCCAUCUGGAGCGUCAAGUUUGGCGGCAAGGUGUUUGUUAUUGGGGUUGGCAAGAACGAGAUGAAGAUCCCCUUCAUGCGUCUCAGCACCAUGGAAAUCGAUCUGCAAUACCAAUACCGAUACUGCAACACUUGGCCCAAAGCCAUCCGGCUGGUGGAGAGCGGCGUGAUCAACAUGGACAGGCUGGUCACCCAUCGCUUCAACCUGAGCCAAGCCACUGAGGCCUUCAAGACGGCCAGUGACCCCAAGAGCGGUGCGAUCAAGGUGCAGAUCAAGAAUGACGAUAGUUUAUAGAGGAUGUUAUAUACGGCUGCUAUGUUGAUCCAGCAACAUAACGACAGACAUCGCCGACGCUUGUAUGGCUAUUGGAGGGUGUUCUUUCGAUGCCACAUGUGUUUGUCUCAUCAGUCCCCCUUUCUGGCUUCUUACUUGGCUCAGCAGUAGCCUUGUGUAUCUUUUCAACGACGAGAUGCACAGCUCUCAUCCUGCCCAGUCAUUGUUGCUUCAUUAUCCCUUACACAAUCACCGGCCCGCUCUUGAUGGCCGCAACCUCAUUCUGACCUCCUCGAGCCAACCACUCGUCCACAACGCUCGCCUGGACAUCAUACCAAUGAUGCAUAGUCUCCAGAUCAGCAUAACCCAAAUGCGGACUCAGCAAAAGGCGGCUCCUGCCCUCCUUGCCCCAGUAAUUGUCCUUACGCCACGGACUAUCUUUCGGCAAGGGCUCUGUAUCAAAAACAUCAAGCGCCGCGCCCCUGAUAGCACCCUUUUCCAAAACAUCAACCAAAUCCGACUCUGUAACCAGAGGUCCACGCGAGGUAUUGACCAGUAUAGCAGUAGGUUUCAUCAGACUCAACUCGUGUUUUGACACAAUCCCGCGCGACCGCUCGCUCAGAACGUAAUGGACACUCAAAACAUCCGCGCGGCGAAACAGCUCAUCCUUCGAGGAAGCCACCUCAAACGAACCCGCAGGCAACCCUCGCGACGCAGCCAAGCUGUCGGCUUUGGCCUGCGUAAGACUGCUAGACCAUGCCAGCACGCGCAUGCCGAACCCUAGAGCACCUGUAACGGCCGCUUGGGUCCCCAGUCGUCCGAGACCGAGAAUGCUCAGCGUUUUGCCGGCGAGAGUUGACACCAGGGCUGGGCUGAAGCGGUCGACGUCGAGGCCUUGGCCGAGACCGCUGUUGUCGUGGUCAUUGUGUUGAGUGUCGUUUAUUUGAUCAGUCUGCCACUUGUCACUUGUCGUUUUCAACCUCGUAUCGCCCUCCACCACAUUUCUGAGCAAGCCCAAAAUCAGCGCCCACGUCUGCUCGUUGGUCGAAUCGUAACCCGGCACUGCAUUGGGUUUGGGUCCUGUGCCUACGACUCUGAUCCCUAACUCUUUGCAUGCCUCCGUGUCGAUAGCUGCGUUCCGCCCGCCUGUCGUCAAGAGGAGUUUCAAGGUGGGCAAUUUCUCCAGAAGUGAUCGGGGGAAACGGGUCCGUUCACGCAUCGAAGAGAUGAUGCUGUACGGUUGUAGGCGCUGGACUAAAGCGUCGUGUUCGUCUGGAUUGUGUAUAUUUAGUGUUUCUGGGAACGUGUGGAUUUCCAGUCCUAAUCUUGGUGUGAGACGUUGGAAAUGAGCUGGAGCGAUGCCAGCGUAGUCGUCGAGGAUGGCGAGUUUGAUGACAGCAGAUGAUGAUGAUGAUGAAGACAUGGUUUGUUGAUGUUCGGGUUGAUGUUGCUGACGAUGUAUGUCGUUUGUCCGAGAUAUGUGUACCUGUAUCUGCCGAGAAGCGAGCCGGACUGCCCGUUGGUCGCUCGAUCCCAAUGAUACUGUAACUGGAUUAUUGAUAUCGAGAUUGAUUUUCUUACAGAAAAUAGUGAUUCAAGUUGGUCC
Molecule: messenger RNA, 3119 nt
Organism: Exophiala dermatitidis NIH/UT8656
Lineage: Eukaryota; Fungi; Ascomycota; Eurotiomycetes; Chaetothyriales; Herpotrichiellaceae
Product: L-iditol 2-dehydrogenase
Exons: 1
Coding region: 359-1534 (391 amino acids)
Biological process (GO): D-sorbitol catabolic process
Molecular function (GO): L-iditol 2-dehydrogenase (NAD+) activity
Source: RefSeq, a predicted model, not a curated record